AUGUUCGGAAGAGGACCUUCGAGGAAGAGCGACAACACCAAGUUCUACGAGAUCCUCGGCGUUCCUAAGACCGCUGCACCGGAAGAUCUCAAGAAGGCUUACAAGAAGGCCGCCAUCAAAAACCAUCCCGACAAGGGUGGAGAUCCCGAGAAGUUCAAGGAGCUAGCUCAGGCUUAUGAAGUUCUAAGUGAUCCCGAGAAGCGUGAGAUCUACGAUCAAUAUGGGGAAGAUGCACUCAAGGAAGGAAUGGGUGGUGGAGGCGGUGGCCACGACCCAUUUGAUAUCUUCUCGUCCUUCUUUGGUGGCGGUGGAAACCCAUUCGGAGGUGGUAGCAGCAGGGGAAGGAGGCAGAGGCGUGGUGAAGAUGUUGUUCAUCCCCUGAAGGUUUCCUUAGAGGACGUUUAUCUCGGAACAACAAAGAAGCUCUCACUUUCUAGGAAGGUCUUGUGCUCAAAGUGUAACGGGUUACCUGAUACAGUCACUGGAGAUAUAGUCUUCGUCAUUCAGCAGAAGGAGCACCCGACGUUCAAGAGGAAGGGAGAUGAUCUAUUUGUGGAGCACACUCUCUCUCUAACCGAGGCUCUCUGUGGAUUCCAGUUUGUCUUGACCCAUUUGGAUAAAAGACAGCUUCUCAUCAAAUCCAAUCCUGGGGAGGUCGUGAAACCUGAUUCAUACAGGGCGAUAAGUGAGGAGGGAAUGCCGAUGUACCAAAGGCCGUUCAUGAAGGGCAAGCUUUACAUCCACUUCACGGUAGAGUUCCCGGAAUUUCUUAGCCUGGAUCAGACGAAGGCCAUUGAAGCGGUUUUGCCAAAGCCGACAAAGGCAGCUCUGAGCGAUAUGGACAUAGAUGAGUGCGAAGAGACGACGCUGCACGAUGUGAACAUUGAGGAUGAGAUGAGAAGGAAGGCUCAGGCUCAAAGAGAGGCUUAUGAUGACGAUGAUGAAGAAGGUCCGGGCGGCGCUCAGCGUGUGCAAUGUGCUCAGCAGUGA
This is a messenger RNA of Thlaspi arvense, 990 nucleotides long. Lineage: Eukaryota; Viridiplantae; Streptophyta; Magnoliopsida; Brassicales; Brassicaceae. The record is from the annotation of a GenBank genome assembly.